AUGGUUGAACCAGCGGUUGAACGACGGCAUAUUCAUGGCCAAGAAUCAAAUAUACCACACUGGGGAUAUUCUAGUCGUUCCUUACCUUGCACCAAAGACCCUGAAUCUUGUUCUUAUUUGGACGCCGUAUACUGGAUUCAAGAUCUCUCAAUGCUUUAUACGUUUAUCAUCUGGGCUGUUAUUGGUGGCCUACUUUUAUUUAUCCUUGCUCUUCGACUGGUUAACUCCCUCGAUCUAAGGAAGCCAGGGUCAAGGAGAGAACUCGAAGGCCAGACCCUGGUUAAGGCAAGCUCGUUUUCCAGAGCUUGGAAUGCGCUCUCUGCUGGUGCUCGUCAUUAUUUACUGCCGGAAAGUCUCGUCAAUUUCUUCGGCCACGUUACGCGGCUUCAAGUUGCUAUUUUUUGCGGUAUUCUUGUCUACUUACUGAUUUUUACCCUGGUUGGUUCUGUGUAUAAAUUAUGGCUCACUCCCGUCAAGAAUUCUUCGUCAUUCAGCACGCGGACUACUCUGGGGCCACUCGCGAAUCGUAUUGGGGCUUUCGCAUUCGCGUUAACCCCGUUAACCAUCAUGCUAGGUACUCGGGAAAACAUUCUCUCGCUUAUCACGGGAAUCCCAUACCGACAUUUCAACUUUCUCCAUCGAUGGAUUGGGCGCAUCAUUUUCAUCCAAACUGUCUUGCACACUGUAUUCUGGACAAUCAUUCAAACGCGGCUCUACCAGCCGCAGCCGAAAGUGUACACCAAGUUCAUCACGAAGAGGUACAUUAUUUUUGGUAUAAUUGCUCAGACUUUCAUCACCUUCAUUUAUAUCUUCAGCAUCAAUAGGGUUGUCAGAUGGACUGGGUACGAAUUUUUUAGAAAAUCCCACUACAUCGCUGGAGCCCUUUAUCUGGGAGCUUGUUGGGGCCAUUGGGCUAGGCUUAGUUGCUGGAUGAUUGCGUCCAUUGGUGUUCUAUUUUUGGAUAGGGGUGUUCGUCUACUUCGCACCCUUGUCAUACAUCUGAACUUGAAGGACGAAAAUAAAGGUAUCGGAUUCAAAGCCGCAGAGGGCAAAAUUACAUCCUUCGAUGACGGUGAUGGCGGAAUUGUAACUAGACUUGAAUUCAGACACGAUCAGCCGCCCUGGGAAGCUGGUCAACAUUUCUUCCUAUGUUUUCCAGAUAUAACUGUCUGGCAGUCCCAUCCCUUCACCCCGUUCCCGAAACAACUGCAGAACAAUUCACAGCACGCAUACGUUAUCCGAUGCUUGUCAGGGGAGACCUCUCGUUUACCACUUUUGGCUAGCAAUUCAUUCGGUGACAUUACCAUUCCCGUCAUCCUCACUGGCCCUUACGGAACGCAUGUUCUUGACAAGUCAACCCGGAAUAUCCUAGCAAUAGCCGGUGGUACUGGCAUAUCCUUCGCUCUGCCGUUAGCAGCAGCAGCAGCCUCAGCGAGCAAGGAAGAACCCGACCGCCGCGUCGAACUCGUUUGGAUAAUCCGCCGCACACGAAACAUUGAAUGGGUCCAAGAUGAGCUCACCGUCCUCCUUCACUCCCAUCCGAAGAACGUGACUGUCCGCAUUUUCGUCUCUCGCGAGCCUUCUAUGGAACUAGCAAAUACCCAUUGUGCCGAAAAUUCAUCUCUCAGUGACGAGAAGACCAACCCGUCAAGCCCAACGGGGAAUCCAUCGUUCGUACUUCCCCAACACCCUAAUCUUCACAUCUUGUGGUCCGCAAAACACCACCCGGAUAUGCAUGAAAUCGUACAGAGUUUUAUUCGCAAUGAGCCGUCGUCGUCACCGUCGCGUUCGGCAGUUGCUGGCCGGGUUCAAGUGGUGGCUAGCGGGCCGGCAGAGAUGGGACAUGAUUUGCGUGCGGCUGUUGCGGCGGCAAAUGAUGCUGGACAAGUAUGGAAGGGAAAGGAGGAGUUUGAUGUUUCUUUGUACUGGGAUAACCGAUAA
Paracoccidioides lutzii Pb01 is the source of this 1941-nucleotide messenger RNA. RefSeq lists its product as hypothetical. Bases 1 to 1941 code for a protein of 646 amino acids. Gene Ontology annotation, biological process: iron ion transport; intracellular iron ion homeostasis; copper ion import. Gene Ontology annotation, molecular function: ferric-chelate reductase activity. The record is from RefSeq and is a predicted model, not a curated record. Gene Ontology annotation, cellular component: plasma membrane. The transcript has 4 exons.